Scedosporium apiospermum is the source of this 3012-nucleotide messenger RNA. RefSeq lists its product as uncharacterized. The transcript is spliced from 5 exons. Lineage: Eukaryota; Fungi; Ascomycota; Sordariomycetes; Microascales; Microascaceae. The coding region runs from base 1 to 3012 and encodes 1003 amino acids. Gene Ontology annotation, biological process: DNA-templated transcription. The record is from RefSeq and is a predicted model, not a curated record. Gene Ontology annotation, molecular function: carboxy-lyase activity; magnesium ion binding; thiamine pyrophosphate binding.
AUGGCUACUUGGACCGUUGGCAGUUAUCUCGCGGAGAGACUGGCUCAGAUUGGCAUCGAACGCCACUUCGUAGUCCCCGGCGAUUAUAAUCUCGUUCUCCUCGACAAACUGCAAAAACAUCCCAAGCUUGAGGAGAUUGGCUGCGCCAAUGAACUAAACUGUUCUUUUGCUGCCGAGGGAUAUGCUCGAGCCAAGGGCGUUGCUGCGGCCGUGGUAACCUUCAGUGUUGGUGCCUUCUCCGCGUUUAACGGUAUCGGGGGAGCAUACGCGGAAAACCUCCCCGUCAUCCUAAUCAGCGGAUCCCCGAACACGAACGAUGCCGGCGCUUUCCACCUCUUGCACCACACCUUGGGCACGCAUAAUUUCGAAUACCAGCGCGAGAUGGCCGAGAAGAUCACCUGCGCUGCAGUCGCCAUCCGCCGACCGGAGGACGCGCCACGGCUCAUCGAUCAUGCCAUUCGAAGCGCCCUCCUAGCGCGGAAACCAGCUUACAUCGAAAUCCCCACGAACCUCUCCAAUUCGCCAUGCGCGCCCCCAGGCCCCAUCAGCGCAGUUGUGGCACCGGAGCGGAGCGAUGCCGAGACGCUGGUGGCAGCUGUGAAAGCCGUUACGGACUGGCUCAAUCAUCGGCAAAAGCCAUUGAUACUCGCUGGGCCCAAACUUCGUGCAGGUCGCGCCGAAGCGCAACUGUUGGAACUCGCCAAUGCACUGGGCUGUGCAGUGGCGGUCAUGCCCGGCGCGAAGAGUUUCUUCCCGGAGGAUCACCCGCAGUUCGUCGGCGUAUACUGGGGGGAGGCUAGUACGGAGGGGGCCGAUUCCAUCGUCAACUGGUCGGACGGAGUCAUCGGCGUCGGUGUGGUAUUCACCGACUAUAGCACCUCGGGCUGGACGGCAUUACCGACGAGUCAGAACCUCCUAACGGUCGAUUUAGACCGGGUUGCUUUCCCCGGCGCGGAUUUCGGGCAUGUGCAGAUGGCCGAGCUGCUAUCUCUCCUCGCGACGAAGGUCAGGCCCAAUCGUUCAACGAUUGUGGAGUAUGCUAGAAUCCGCCCAGAUAAACUCCCCGUACCUGCCGAAAAGAGAGGCCUCGCUCUCACGCGCCACGAGAUCGCCCGGCAGAUUCAGCAGUUGCUCAAACCCGAGUCGACGCUUUUCGUCGAGACGGGCGAUGCGUGGUUCAACGGUAUGCAAAUGAAACUACCCAAGGACUCCCGUUUCGAGAUUGAGAUGCAAUGGGGUCAUAUCGGUUGGUCGAUUCCUUCGUCAUUUGGGUAUGCCAUCGGUGCACCCGAUCGCCAUGUCCUUGUGAUGGUUGGCGAUGGAUCUUUCCAAAUGACGGUUCAAGAAGUAUCGCAGAUGGUUCGUCUCAGGCUGCCCAUUAUUAUUUUCCUCAUGAACAACCGGGGCUACACGAUCGAGGUGGAGAUCCACGAUGGUCUGUACAACCGAAUCAAGAAUUGGGACUAUGCCGGCAUGGUACAGAUGUUUAAUGCCGAGGACGGUCACGCAAAGGGUUUCAGGGUGAAGACGGAGGAGGAGCUGGCCAAGGCAAUUGAAGCUGGAAAGGAGAAUACGGCGGGACCGACCUUGAUUGAGUGUACUAUCGAUCAGGACGAUUGCACCAGGGAACUGAUUACCUGGGGCCACUAUGUGGCUCUAGCUAAUGCCCGUCCGUCCGCUGUGACCGGCAGCCGAGUGGAUGUAACAACUGCCGGCGCUUGGGAUUUGAUUGCUCGCUCCUGGGGCAUGGACCUGGUACCCAGGGUAAUGUUAGACGAUGUCGCGCUUCGCAGGCGUGCCGGAGCUGCCGAGCCCGGAAGCUUGGAGUCCCGUUCAUUCUCCAAAGCUUUUAUGCUCAUCGCCCUCGCAGCAAGGUCUGCCUUCGCGCUACGGCUUAACUACGAACACCCCCAGCUGCCCUUCGAGCAACAGGAGAUCCGUAGAAGGAUCAUGUGGUCCAUCUGGGCAAUGGAGAAGACCUGGUCUGGCGGCGUAUUGGAGUUCAAGCUUUGCCACGAUAGCACUAUGCACAUUCGAUUACCCUGUCCUGAAGAUUGCCUUGAGAAUGGGACGGCAGUGGAAAUGGAAUUUUUCGACCCAGACGCAACGGUCACCGGUCUGGGCACGCCGCUUAACGCCCUUGCCCAGACUCAUGCACAGGGCCGCUGGCUUGCUCGAUAUGUCUUAGCGCACACGUCGUGGCACCAGUGCCACUGUGAUAUCUACCGCCUGCUUCUGGACGGAUACCACAAGGCGCUCCCGCAGAGAAUACUGAAAGACAUUGAACCCUCCCUUAUUGAGCACGCGAGACGCAGAUGCAAUAAACAUGCUCAGGCCAUCAUCGACAUUCUCUGCGCGCUGCUCGAUUUGCGCAUCGACCUGCCGUUGUUCGACUCGGACCUGGCCAUCUGCGCUUUUCAUAGCGCUUUUAUUCUACAUUUCGUACACUCUACAACUCCGGAUCGAUCUGAGAUGGAAGACUGGAGGGCAUACAGUCGUCUGCAAUCCUGCCUCGAGGCAGUGAAGAAGGCCUUUGGCACCUCCCCUGUAACAUCGAUCCACCUUCGGGAUCUUGAGGCUUUGGCCUCCACCCCAUUCUCUAGGCAUCAUGAAUUCGCGAAAAUGAUAACGGCCCCUAGAAGCCAAACAGAUAUCCUGUGGACAGCCGAGUCGAGGCAACAGCUCGAGCGGUCAAAUUUAACAAGGAGGGCAAAUUUCAUAAACGACAGCCCAGACGUAGAACCGGACUCUCCACGUACAGAACACGGGGAGGCAAGGGGGAAACAGUCAGAAGAGCGGAUUCAUUUGACUCAUGCGUCGUUUCAGCAACGGCCUUCGCAUUCGAGUCCAUCGCCUGCGCUGGUUUCGACCCUGGAGGACGAUGCAACGAAAGUCACUCCACAACCGUGGCAGUGGGACGAGAUGUAUAACCUGGAUGAAGACUUUGAGACACUGCUAAACCCUGAAACGCUGGAUGCGCAUAGUUGGUGGGGCGAUGUUGACCGGUGGUGA